AUGUCUGAGGACGAUCAAAAUUCUAAGGAGAUUGUAACAUCAUAUGAUGAAAUACUGGAGAUCACAGGAUUGUUAGCUAUGCGUGAUAAUUCAAUGUCAUGUGUCACUGAAAAGAAAGAGACUCCUAAUUCAAUGGAUAAUAUCAAUAAUGGUGAUGUCAGUAAUGAUGAUAUUGUAUUACCAAUACAAAGUUGUACACAAUUACCACUUAGUCCUAGUCUGGUAUCCUUAGUUGAAGAUGGUGGUCCUAAUUGUCGAACAAUUUCAAUUGCUAAAACCAAAAAUAAUAACGUCGGUUUUACAUUUACAGAAAUAAAACAGGGAUUAUUUGUUUCUCAUGUAGACGAAAGAUCUUCUGCAAAGUUGAAUAAAGUACGUUUUGGUGAUAAGAUUCAAUGCAUAAAUGAUAUAGAAGUUACAUCUUAUACUCAAGCUAAACAACUUAUUGAAGAAACACAUCCAACUGUAAAUUUUUCUUUUAUCGACUGCCCUUAUAGAGAAGUUAAAACAAUUUAUAAAAUUCAUGGAAAAUGUGGUCUUUUCAUCAAUGAUGGUAUGAUUUUAGAUCGUACAAAAUAUUUCAGUGCAAAAAGUGAUAAAAUUCCAUUGAAUUAUUAUAUUACUGAAAUUGAUGAUCAUAGUACUGUUCGUUUAUUAGAUGAGAAAAUAGUUUUAUUAGUUGAACGUGCUAAUUCACCAUUCUCUCUUCAUAUUGUACCUCAAUGGUUUUAUGAAUAUCUUGUUUUUGGAUUAGAUCCAUCAGGAAAUGGACUUAAAAAAGGUAAACGAACACUUUUUAGCUGUUUCCAUAAAUCAUGA
Molecule: messenger RNA, 819 nt
Organism: Schistosoma margrebowiei
Lineage: Eukaryota; Metazoa; Platyhelminthes; Trematoda; Strigeidida; Schistosomatidae
Source: the annotation of a GenBank genome assembly